AUGGUUUUUAAACCGUUUACCCACCUCGCGCGCCAAAGUUUCGCCAAAGCUUUCACACAUGGCUAUGCUCAGUCCGUAGUCGCGGCGUCGCAAUCCUACGCGUCCUCUAGUACUAUCAACACCCUCGCUGCCCAACCUACCAAGUUCUCCCGCACACAGUUACAAAAUGCUUUCUCCAACGCCUCGAGCUCGUCCGGCGCUGGCGCCAAGGCCAGCCAGGGAACUUCUGGAUCAGGGGAUUCCGGUCUAGCUGCCUAUUAUGCCGCGUGGCAGCAUGCUCAACAGACCGGUGACGAUAGCGACUGGCGACAGUUCCAGUUCAAGCGCAGUAUCGACUGGAAGCCUUCCGCCGAAGAGAUCGAACAGGCCCACGAAGACCGAACCGAAUCCGUUCCUCCUCACCUUACCAAGGCCGCCGUGAACGAAGAUGUUGGCGCUCAAGUGGAGGAGGCCGUUGCCCGUGAGAUGCAGCAGAUUCAGGAUGAACACGCACAAACUGAGGCUUCAGAGCGGACUGAGGCUGUGCUGAAGAAUAAUGCAGCUGAGAAUGUCGUUAUCUCGGAAGAGAUCUCGAAGGAAGCUCAGUUUCUGUCCGAUAAGAUUGUUCAGCUGGCAACCUCUAAGAGUUUCGCGGAGAUUCCUGCGGCUUUCGAACUUGUUCUUCGGGAGGGUCUGACCCCGACCGUGGAGGCAUACAAUGCCCUCUUGGUCGCCGCUAUUCAACUUCAUCCCGAAGCCGCGCAGGCAAUCCCCAAGGCCCUCGAUGUUUACUCCGACAUGCUUCGUCGCAGAGUCAUUCCCGACGAAGACACAUAUGAGACUCUCGUUCAGCUUUUGACCACCCGCGCAAAUGAUACCAUUAAGGCCAAGGAGGUGUUGGAGCAGGAGCGCGUCCGCUAUGGUGGCAUGGAAGAGCCCGGCAAGUUCAUGCUUCAGUCCAGCGAGUUGGAGCGCGAUAUUCUGGCCGAGGACCACUCUCUGCCUAUCGCCGUAAAGCUCUUUGAUGCUGCUAUUACCCGACACCCUCGAAUCGUGUUUCCUCUCAACAUGUACCGCCACCUCAUCAUUGCAUGUGCCCGUGAAGGUAUGGUUGACGACAUGGUUCGCAUCUACGCCCAUAUGGAGCUCCAAAAGGUUCAGCCUCAUGCCACCAUCUUCCCUCACAUGAUUGAUGCGUUCGUCAGUACUGGUGACCUCAAGAGUGCUGUGGAAUGUUACAAUGAGUACCGAACUCUGGCUGUCUCAGAUGAUAGCGGAGUGUUUACCAUUGUUCGACGUUUGGACGGACAGGUUUACGCUGCUGUCAUUCGGGCCUAUCUCUCUUGCGGCAAGGAAGAUGGUGCCAUGCACUUCUUUGACCGUGUUCGCUCCUCUUUCGACGAUGUGACUGAAAGUGAAAGCCGCUGGGCUGCCGUCAAAGCUGUGAUUGUUCAGGACGCACUUGUGCAACACUCGGUGAAGACUGGAGAGUACAGCAGGGCCCUGGAGCAGGCCAAGGCUGAACUUUUUGAUGAUGCUCGGGAUCAGGCCAUUUCUCAGAUUUGCGUGUCUGCCGCUGACGCAGGCGAUCUGACCACUGCCUCCGAAGCAUAUGAUCGCCUCUCCACAUCACCCGCAAUCCGCCAGGGUCCCGCUAUUUCGCUACUCGCCCUCCAUAUUCGCCAGGGUAAUGUUUCGAAGGCCCGGUCCUUGUGGAUCAUGCUCAACACAGUGGGUCAGGCAACCCCGGAUAUGGUUCAGCCGACCACUAUGUACGCGCUUGCACAACUGAAGAGCGGCCAGGUCGAUGGGGGUCUUCAUGAAGCUCGUAACAUGUUUGCUCGCAUUCGUGACGCCUCAGCCAAGAAAAUCGCUGACGUCGCCUCUGUCCGGGAACAAAUCACCGAGUCUCUUCACCUCUUCGGUCGUGUUCUUGUCCAGACCCACGCCGUCCUCUCACCCCAGGCAUCCAUGUCCCUUCUUUGGUCCAUGGUCGAGAAUGGUGGCCUUGUGUCUCCUCUCGUCGAGCAUGCCGUCAGCCACCUUGGUCCCAUGGGUAUUUCGCAGUUGAACCCCGCCGACCUCACCCUCGCUAUUCAGGCUCAAGCUGGUAUGCUUGCUAGCAACCGUGCUAUGCUUUUCGAUGCUGCUCACCCAGUUCGUUUCGCGCACAUGCUUGACGUUGCUCUUUCGGCCUCUCUCCCCUUGGACAACUACACCACCGGCUUGAUUGACCAAUCCAUCAGCAACCUUGUCGCCAGCCGCCCUGACGUCGUCAAGAAAUGGCAAGAUCAUCUGGAGGCUACUUCUCAGACUUCUCUUUUGUCUGAUCGUCUUAGUCCCGUCUCCAUGGCAACGUCUAUCACCGUCCCGUCUUCAAGCCCCGAAUCCUUUGAUCCUUAUGCCCACGCUACCGACUUCCGCGGCUCUUCUAUCAUUUCCGAGGAGCUCGAGAAGACCGCUGGACGGCCAGAGUCCCACCUCAAUGAAGCUUUGAUCCGACUUAAGAACAUGCGUCGCGUCCGUCGUCAUCCUCGCUAUAUCACAUACGCAAAGAUGAUCACCGCUGCUGCCAAGGUCGGUCGCUCGGACUUAGUUCACGAGAUCCACAGCAUGGCCCGCACUGAUGUUCCUUUGAAUAUGGCUUACAACACUGUGAAGUACGGCUGGGACUCAAUUCUUGAUGCUAUGGUUGCUGCUUGCUUGAAUCUUGGAGAUCGUCAGCUGGCUGGCCAGUUCCACCAGGAGUUGCUCAGCAUCGGAUCUGCGCCUUCGGCGAACACCUUUGGUCUUUACAUUACCACAUUGAAGGAAUCGACUAAGACUUUCGACGAGGCCACCGAGGCGUUGAAGAUCUUCCAGCGCGCUGUUGCUGAGGGUGUCGAGCCUACCUCUUUCUUGUACAAUGCGCUUAUUGGCAAGCUUGGAAAGGCUCGUCGCAUUGAUGACUGUCUCGCAUACUUCGCUGAGAUGCGUUCCAACAACGUUCGCCCUACCAGUGUCACCUACGGAACUAUCGUCAAUGCUCUGUGUCGUGUCAGCGACGAGCGCUUCGCUGAGGAGAUGUUCGAAGAGAUGGAGUCUAUGCCUAACUACAAGCCCCGCCCUGCUCCUUACAACUCGAUGAUCCAAUACUUCCUCAACACCAAGCGUGAUCGCAGCAAGGUCCUCGCAUACUACGAACGUAUGAAAGCCCGCAACAUCAAGCCUACCAUGCACACCUACAAACUCCUCGUGGAUGCCCAUGCCUCCCUCGAGCCUGUCGAUAUGGAUGCUGCUGAGAAGAUCCUCGAGUCUAUGCGAGCUACUGGUCAACAACCCGAUGCCGUCCACUAUGCCUCCCUGGUCCACGCCCAAGGCUGUGUUCAACACAACCUUGAUGCUGCCCGAAAGAUCUUCGACCGAGUCAUCUCCGAUAGCCGUGUUCGCCUACAGCCCUGUCUAUACCAGGCCCUUUUCGAGGCUAUGGUCGCCAACAACCGCGUCGCUGACACCGAGGAUAUUGUUAGGGGUAUGAUGAAGCGCAACGUCGAAAUGACCGCGUACAUUGCCAACACUCUUAUCCACGGAUGGGCCGCUGAAGGUAACGUCAUCAAGGCCAAGGCUAUCUACGACAGCAUCGGCCUUGAGAAGCGCGAGCCUAGCACCUACGAAGCCAUGACUCGUGCCUUCCUCGGCGCCGAAGACCACGUCAGCGCCGCUAAGAUCGUCCAGGAGAUGGUCUCCCGCGGAUACCCCUCAGCCGUGGCUAGCAAGAUUCGCGACCUUAUCGGCUCCUCCUCUACCGUCUAA
Molecule: messenger RNA, 3771 nt
Organism: Penicillium angulare
Lineage: Eukaryota; Fungi; Ascomycota; Eurotiomycetes; Eurotiales; Aspergillaceae
Product: pentatricopeptide repeat protein
Exons: 1
Coding region: 1-3771 (1256 amino acids)
Molecular function (GO): protein binding
Source: RefSeq, a predicted model, not a curated record